ACUCAUCCAAGCUGUGUUGUAGUGAAAUCACAUUCUACAAUUAUUUUGUUACCGGUGAGGAAGAUGUGAUAUAAAACUGAAAAGUUAGAAAAUUGAACAGCGUAAAAAGUGAACUAAGAAAAUCCCUAAUAAAAUAGUGGAUGUGAUUGUUUACGGAUUUUUGCCAAAGACAUGUUCACAAAAGUGUUUCAGUGCUUGAUAAUAUGCGUGAGCUUUGUUUUCUCCACCUGCCAGUACUACACGCGCGUGCUAAACGGCUCACCAGCGGUCAUCCAGCAGUACCCCAUCAUCGCGCAGAUGCUGCUGGACGCCUGGGACGACGGCCGCUACGAGCAGUACUGCGCCGGCGUCAUACUGACAUCGCGACACGUCAUCUCCACCGCGCACUGCUUCGACUACAGAGAGGAUCUGCGGAGGAAUUUCACUCUACCGCAAUAUUGGAAGGUCAGAGUGGGGUCAUCGUACCGAAGCCACGGCGGUGUUGUCCACAAAGUGAAGAAGAUCAUACAACACUACAGUUUCGACAAGUACUACUAUAUGAACGACAUAGCUGUAGUGGUGGUCGCCAAGAAGAUUACCUUCAGUCGAUAUGUGGGACAAGCGACUAUCAUCAAGGAGGGAACUGAGCUGCCAGAAAAUUCUGUGUGCACCCUCAUCGGUUGGGGUUCUACCUAUAGAGACGGGCCGCAGCCUGACCAGCUCCAAUACACGAACAUGUUGUCCAUCGACAACGAGCAGUGCAAGAUGCUGUACAGCAGCAUCGGCGCCGUCAUCACCACCUCCAUGCUGUGCGCCGGCCGCACAGAUGUCGACGGCGUCGACGGCUGCUUCGGCGACUCCGGCGGACCCCUCAUAUACCGCGGCGUCGUCGUCGGCCUAGUGUCGUUUGGCUACGCGUGCGGAUUCCGCAUGUACCCCGGCGUAUACACCAAGAUCUCCCAUUAUACGGACUGGAUCAUUAAAACUAUUACUACUAAUAAAUAAAUUUAUUGGUAC
Molecule: messenger RNA, 996 nt
Organism: Aricia agestis (brown argus)
Lineage: Eukaryota; Metazoa; Arthropoda; Insecta; Lepidoptera; Lycaenidae
Product: trypsin, alkaline A-like
Exons: 4
Coding region: 172-984 (270 amino acids)
Biological process (GO): proteolysis
Molecular function (GO): serine-type endopeptidase activity
Source: RefSeq, a predicted model, not a curated record